Molecule: messenger RNA, 3478 nt
Organism: Gadus macrocephalus (Pacific cod)
Lineage: Eukaryota; Metazoa; Chordata; Actinopteri; Gadiformes; Gadidae
Product: receptor-type tyrosine-protein phosphatase epsilon-like
Exons: 19
Coding region: 562-2517 (651 amino acids)
Biological process (GO): protein dephosphorylation
Molecular function (GO): protein tyrosine phosphatase activity
Source: RefSeq, a predicted model, not a curated record
CGUGUGUGAGUUCUGGUGAGUGGGUUCUAGUAUGUGCAUAUCUAUGUUCUUGUGUGUGCGUGGGUGUGUUCUGGUGGGCAUGUGUGUUCUGGAAUGUGGCUUCUCUUGAAUGUGUGUGGGUGAGUGUGUGUUCCGAUGUGCGUGUUCUGUUGUGUGUGAGAUCUGGUGUGUGUGUGUGUGCGUGUUUUCUUGUGUGUAUGUCUGCAUGUGUUCUGUUGUGUUUGUGUAUGUGUUCUGGUGUGGGUGUGUGCUCUGGCGUGGAUGUCGGUGGGUGUGUGUUCUGCUUUGUGGGUGUGUGUUAUGCUGUGUGUGUUUUCUGCUGUGUAUGUGUAUGUGUGUGUUUUCUGGUGUGAGAACAUGCUUGCUAUUUAGUCAUUGAGGCGGAGUCCCCAUUCAGGAAGUGCUCUCUCUCUACCUCGUACGGUUCAAACUGAAAACCCAGUCAGUCAGUCAGUCAGUCAGUCAGUCCGUUAGUCCGCCAACACUGGGAGCCAGGAGCCAACAGUUUUACUGCCGAUCCCAGGACCUAAGAAGUGUUGUUGCUUCCUGCUAAUCCCGCUAAUGAGAAAGAGUGGCUUUGCAAGCUUCAGAUGGGGAAGAAACCAGCGAAAAGCAGCAGUCACCACGGUCGUCAAGAAGGUACCCAAUGGAUUUCUGGAAGAACAAGAAUUUGGAUACAGCAGUGAUACGGUAUACACCAUUCUCCCAUCAGAAGGACAGACGGUGGUGCUGCUAGCCAGCCCGCCCCCCCCGGCCGCCGUGUACCUCCCCAUCCCCGUUGAGCGGCUGGAGGACGAGUACCGGCUGCGCUCGGCCGACGACGGCAAGCUGUUCCGCGAGGAGUACAACUCGUUGCCAGGGAUCUCCACCCAGGGAACCUGUGAGGAGGCCAACAAGGAGACCAACAAGGAGAAGAACCGAUACCCCAACAUCCUUCCCUUCGACCACUCCAGAGUGUUGCUGACCCAGCAGGAAGGAGAUUCCUGUUCGGACUAUGUCAACGCCUCGUACAUUAAUGGCUACACAGAGGAGAACAAAUUCAUUGCUGCACAAGGACCCAAGGAGGACACUGUGGUGGACUUCUGGAGGAUGAUCUGGGAGCAGAAGGUGGCCACCGUGGUCAUGCUGACCAACCUGAAGGAGAGGAAGGAGGACAAGUGCUACCAGUACUGGCCUGACCAGGGCUGCUGGACCUACGGGAACGUCCGUGUGGCCGUGGAGGACUUCACCGUCCUGGUGGACUAUACCAUCCGCAAGUUCUGUGUGCAAUAUCAGGGUAAUGACAGCUCCAAGACCCCCCGGCUGGUCACCCAGCUGCACUUCACCAGCUGGCCCGACUUCGGGGUCCCCUUCUCCCCCAUCGGCAUGCUCAAGUUCCUGAAGAAGGUGAAGACGGUGAACCCCUCCUUCGCCGGCCCCAUCGCCGUCCACUGCAGUGCCGGAGUGGGCCGGACGGGGACCUUCAUCGUGAUCGACGCCAUGAUCGACAUGACGCACGCCGAACAGAAGGUCGACGUCUUCGGCUUCGUCACCAAGAUCCGGGAGCAGCGCUCCCAGCUGGUCCAGACCGACAUGCAGUACUCGUUCAUCUACCAGGCCCUGCUGGAGUACUUCCUGUACGGAGACACGGAGCUGGACGUGUCAUCCCUGGAGGGCCACCUGCUGAGGCUGCACAACACCCACGCCCCCCUGGACCGCGUGGGCCUGGAGGAGGAGUUCAGGAAACUGACCAACAUGCGGAUCAUGAAGGAGAACAUGAGAACAGGGAACCUUCCAGCCAACAUGAAGAAGAACCGGGUUCUGCAGAUCAUUCCCUACGACUUCAACCGCGUGAUUCUGUCGAUGCGCCGGGGCCAGGAGUUCACCGACUACAUCAACGCCUCCUUCAUCGACGGCUACCGGCAGAAGGACUACUUCAUCGCCACCCAGGGCCCGCUGGCCCACACAGUGCAGGACUUCUGGAGGAUGGCCUGGGAGUGGAAGUGUCACUCCAUCGUCAUGCUCACCGAGCUCCAGGAGAGGGAGCAGGACAAGUGUCUGAAGUACUGGCCCUCGGAGGAGUCGGUGACCUACGGCGACUACACGGUGGAGAUCAAGGCCGACACGCUGUGUGACGCCUUCAGCCUCAAGGACCUGGUACUCACCUACGGCCCGGAGAAGCAGACGCGGACCAUCAGACACUUCCACUUCCACGGCUGGCCCGAGAUCGGCAUCCCGGCCGACGGCAAGGGAAUGAUCGACAUCAUCGCCGCCGUGCAGCGGCAGCAGCAGCAGUCCGGGAAUAACCCCAUCGUGGUGCACUGCAGUGCCGGUGCUGGUAGGACAGGUACGUUCAUUGCGCUCAGCAACAUCCUGGAGCGGGUGAAGGCGGAGGGCCUGCUGGACGUCUUCCAGACGGUGAAGAGUUUGCGCAUGCAGAGGCCUCACAUGGUCCAGACGGUGGAACAGUACGACUUCUGCUACCGGGUGGUACAAGACUUUGUUGACAUCUUCUCAGACUAUGCCAAUUUUAAAUAAGACUUGCCUUAAACAUGCGUUUGUUUCGUCCUUUUAAUGUGGAUUUCUAAUGGCUAACCGUUCCCUAACUGUCAGAUGAUCUAUUUUGCUAUGCACUUGUUCCCCUGUGCCAUGAACUAAGCGCUCCGUCCUAUGUGUAACAUACCGCCUGGAUGAACGUUGUACAUGCUAAAGCCAUUAAUAUUGUUAUUAUUGUACAUUUCACAACUUAUAUAUUAAUUAUUGUUUUACCAGGAAAGUGGUGUGCCUGCGGCAUCUCCAUUUCAAACCGUGUUGUAUGAUAACUGUUGUAUUAUACAAUAUGUUGUAUGAUUAACUUCUUCAGUGCCAUGUUCGGUGGCGCACUGCUAUCGGAACAGACCUGUAGCUAUUGUAAAUGUAUUUAUAUUAUAUCGUGUUAUCAGUGUACCUUUCAUCAUUUCGCAUUUUGGAGCCUACUUGACAGGAACGCUUUUUUUUUUUUUUUUUAUUGACACUUUUAUUUAUAUAAAUGUAUAUUCUUACUUAUCGAUGAGCUACUUCUAAAGUUGGAGUGACGUCGACCGACGUGGUUUUGUUUUUUGGGUUUGUCUCUUUUUAUUUAUUUGUUUUUAAUCCAGUUCGAUGCCCAUGUUAAAUGUGACGCUCCACGCGGUUGAAAUGUUCGUGAUAUGACGUGUGUGUUGCGCCACCGCGACAUCCAGAAUCGACUUUUACUGACACGGUGAAACUCCACAAACAGAUUCAGGUAUGCGACCACUCAAGUCUUAAUAUAGAGUAUUAUGAUUAUAAGAGAAAAAGAGAGAUUUUGUACCUCAGCAAUCGGACCAUGCCUCACGCUCAUUGGAAUGCUGCUGCGUGCUUCAGUGUCUCCGGAGACCAUGGAAAGUAUUUUGCUAAGAUGACUGCACAUUUAAAAAGCACAUGUACCCAGCCUUUUGCCAACAACUUAGAAAAAUAAAGAUGUUUAUUGGUCGCUUCA